Sitodiplosis mosellana (orange wheat blossom midge) is the source of this 2708-nucleotide messenger RNA. It is a transcript of the gene SiaT, whose product is annotated as beta-galactoside alpha-2,6-sialyltransferase 1. The coding region runs from base 416 to 1804 and encodes 462 amino acids. Gene Ontology annotation, molecular function: sialyltransferase activity. NCBI's taxonomy places the organism in Eukaryota, Metazoa, Arthropoda, Insecta, Diptera, Cecidomyiidae. The record is from RefSeq and is a predicted model, not a curated record. The transcript is spliced from 7 exons.
GUACAAUAUUUCAGUGUUUAGCUACUUUGUCGAUGAUGACGGUUAAACGAGAGUCCAUGCACAAGAGAGCGAAAGUCGUCAAAGUUAGUUGGCAAAGGAAAGUUAUUCAUUGAUUAUUUAUUUUUCAACUUAAUUUGGAUCAUGUUUCACGCGACAAUCGUGCAGCUACUUGCUUAAUUAUUAUUUUUUCAUUCAGUUGAGAAUUGCAGCACUGCAGCGGCUCUCUCUCUCGCUCUUUCUCUCACGCUUUUUAUCGCUCAUAUUAUUGUUAAUUUUGUAGUUUUUUUUUUUUUGUUCGGAAUUGUUUUGUAACAAUGUUCAGUGUUACGAGUUGAAAAACGCAGUUAGUGAACUUCAAACGUUUCUAUCAACAUUCCAAAUUCCAAAGUGAAGAAUACGGAAACAAUUAGAAGCAAUGAACGUGGUGCAAUUAGUCAAGAUUCCUUUAAGAAAAUUGGUGCUGUUGUCCAUUGUGUAUUUUGACAUUCUCUCAGCUGAUUCGAUUGAGGAGAGUCUGGGCAGUGAUUUAAAUCGAACUGUAAUCGGUGCAUAUCGAGCGGCACAGACGAGGCAUGAACCAGUGGCAAAGCUUAAGCAAAGCGUACAUAUCAAUAGCACGAACCAUGACAUGAGCUUCGAAGUUUCGAUUUUAGAGCAGCAUACGCUGCCGAGAAUAGAGCGCAGUGCGUUUACCGUUCGAUUGAAUUACAAUUAUUCGGUGGUAGAAAGUGCAGAAAAACCUGCGCGUAAUGAUUCAAACCAUUGGCAACGGCCUGUAUUUGCCUCGAAUCGAAAAUACGAAAAGCUAACAUUUGAUCCAUCAACUUACGUAUGCAGUGACAAACAGGCGAUUGAGUGCUUGAACAAGACGAAAGAGUUUCGUGCGAAAAUUUUAAGUGAAUUUGGAAAAACAUUGCUCGAACCGAUUGAUGAAUCAUCUAACAUUUACAAUGUGGAAUAUGAACAUCCAGACGACAUGGUCAAGUAUAAUCCGACGUGCAUGGUUCUCGAUGCCAAGCUACGAAUAUUGACAAAAAAAGAUUCACCGUUCGAUACCAAUAAAAUCGGACGCUUAUUUCCAACACGCAAAUUGUUUGGCAAGAAAUUCAUGUCAGUUCAGCGUAGCUGCGUGAUUGUAUCCAGUGCUGGCUCAUUGUUUGAAUCUGGGCUUGGAAAAUUCAUUGACAACCACGAUAUUGUGCUACGGUUCAACCAUGCGCCAACUAAAGGUCACGAAAAAGACGUCGGUAGCAAGACAACUAUACGCGUAGUCAAUUCACAAGUGGUUAGCAAAAGAGAGUUUAAUUUCGUCGAAUCACCAAUAUUUGAAAAUGUCUCGAUUGCGGCAUGGGAUCCAGGGAAAUUCAAUGGAACACUACAUGAUUGGAUUUCCAAACCAGACUUUCAACUAUUUAAAAACUAUAAGCGAUUCAUGAAACGCCGACCCGACGCCAAGUUCUACCUUUUGGAUCCUCGUUCAAUAUGGAAUCUAUGGAAAGCACUGCAUAUUUACACGGGACUUAAAAUUCGACAGAAUCCUCCAUCAUCCGGAUUCAUUGGUCUUGCAUUGCUGUUGCCGCACUGUGGUAACAUCGACAUUGUGGAAUAUAUGCCAUCAACCAGACUGACUUCACGCUGUCACUACUAUGACUCAGAGAUGAAUUCGGCAUGCACAUUCGGAACAUGGCAUCCACUGGCUGCAGAAAAGCUCAUGACCUAUGACAUGAACAGUGCAAAUGAUUUUGCAACAUUUCAAAAUGGCGUUAUCAGAAUUCGAAAGCCAAAAAAUAACGGAUGUAAUUGAUGCACAAAUUGAAUUUUUAAAAUUCUUCUUAGUAAUAAACGUUAAGGUUCACAUAAAUUUCAGACAAUUCACAAACGCAACGAUUACAAUUGAAAAUAAAUCGAUUUGAACACUGUUCAAUAAUAAAUAACAAGUGAAUUUGAGCGAAAUAAUAAUUGCGUCUUGCAAGCAAAUAUGAUAAUAAUUGCAAAUAAUUUUAUUCCAACGGAAUAGAUCUUAGACAGAACAUUAAUUUGAUGAAAGGCAUCCAAUCCAAUGUUCAGAGUUCGUGAGUUAAGGAAACACACGAAUGCAAUAUGCCAAGUCGUGUAUCGGCUCAUGCUUUCAAAUGAAUCGAUCGAUAUCAAAGCUAUCGCUCAUUUAAAUUGUUAAACUGUCUGAAUUAAUUGGAAUGAAUUGAAAAUGAGAUAUAAUUGAUCAGCGGUGCAGCGUAUUGACGUUUAAUCAAAUGGAGAUCGAUCGCACCGGCACAGCUCAAAUCAACAGUUGUGUACACCAAUCUUACAAUUUGCACAUGGAUUUGAAUAAGUAAUAUGUUAUUGACUGUCAUUCGACAGUUCGUGUACUGCGACGUUUUCAAUUGCAUUUUAGCUGUGAUCUGAUUUGUGAGCGAUUUCGUGCAUCGAUCGAAUUGUAUCACGAUAGUAUUCGUCAUUCAAGUUUUUUUUUUUUCUUUUUUACUGCAUUUCGUCAAAUCCCAUGACUGUGCGAACGCAAAAUAUUCAUGAAUUUCAGGCGGUGAGUCAUCUAAAUGGUAAAAGUUUUUUUACGCCAUCACAUAUGAAUAUUGUAUAAAUAUUUUAUCGUCUUUUAAUCGGAAUUAUUAAAACAGAAAAAAAAAACACAAGUUGAGGGACUUUCUUGGCCGUUAUCGUUUAAAUGUUUUAGUUCAUUUGUUUACUAA